GCUGGCUAUAAUCCAGACAGGGGAACAUUGGGUAAAUGUGAAUCAACUUUGAAUUUGGGUCUCUAGGUACUUCCCUCUGGCUUCUGCAGCUUUUGGACCUCCCCUACAGAGAUUGUAUAAAUACAGCUCAAGAAGGAGGUAAAUACACGGUUGAGGAGUUUUCUUCACAAAACCUCUGCAAAAUGGCAACAGCAAAUGUACAACGGCCAAUGGCCUUACCUGUUAGACUCUGGCAUUGCCUCAGUGGAGACCCUCCGAUCCCUGUUCUGUACGAUCCAACAUUCCUGAACACAACUCACGCCUCUCUGCUGGCUGUCAAAGACCCUGAAUUGACCCGAGCCUCCCAUUUCACUGUCACCGUGCUCAACGGAUCAGAUGGCAAAAGAGUCCCAUUGGUCCUCAAGAGCACAGACACCAUCGGCAAACUUCAGAAGAGUUUCCUACAGAAGCGGCCUGACCUGACGGGAAGCCUGAACCUCGCCUACAACGGCAAGCCCGUACAGGGGCACCAAAGCCUGGGAGAGCUGGGGGUGAAGGAUGGGGCUACUUUCAUCACCUUUCAGAGGUGUCAUGGAGGGUAGACGCGGAGCAAUAGAUGUGGAGGAGGGCUGUUUCCAUUCAUCUAUCCCUUGCAGGCACAGCCAGAAGAGGACCACCCCUCAGAACCUGGUUCCGUUCUAGGUUUCUUCCUGUCUCUCUAUGGAGUUUUUCCUAGCCACCGUGCUUCUACAUCUGCAUUGCUUCCUGUUUGGGGUUUUAGGCUGGGUUUCUGUAUAAGCACUUUGUGACAUUGUGCUGAUUUAAAAAGGGCUUUAUAAUUACAUUUGAAUGGUUGACUGAUUUAACUGUCUUGCUUUGCUCUUGCCUGGUACUAGCUAAUGAAGUGAACUAUAAGCCAAUCAAUGUGACCAAUCAAUAUGAGUUAGUUCACCCCGUUAAAUGUACCGUUUGUGAGGUUUUAUUAGUCAUUUUGAUAUGCCAUUGGUGUUUAACAGUAGGUACUACUGUAUCUGAAAUAGCUUAGUACAAAUUUCUUACUUUAUUGUAACAAAAAAUAUUUUUGCACUUUAAUGAUGUUUUCAACGACCAAAAAGGCUAUCAAAUCAGAAGGAUGACGAACAAAAUAAAUAACGUUUAAACAUA
Oncorhynchus gorbuscha (pink salmon) is the source of this 1143-nucleotide messenger RNA. RefSeq lists its product as uncharacterized. Gene Ontology annotation, molecular function: protein binding. The transcript has 3 exons. The record is from RefSeq and is a predicted model, not a curated record. Lineage: Eukaryota; Metazoa; Chordata; Actinopteri; Salmoniformes; Salmonidae. The coding region runs from base 183 to 581 and encodes 132 amino acids.